CGCUCUAAAUGAAGUGCACAUUUAAUACUUUGCGUGUGCCGGGUGUACAUAUCAAGGCAUUAUUAUGUUCAGUGUUGGCUGUUAAUGCUUAUAAAUUGAAUUGUAUGUCAAUGGAAAAAACAAAAAGGAUACCUGCUACAUUACAGAUACAACAAUACGUGCUCUUCCCAUGGAUAAUAUGCACAGGUGCAUACUACUAUUGAUAUUUAAAGUGUGUUUAUAUGAACGCAUUGUUUUAUUGUGAAUAAGCAAGGCAUUUAUUGGUUCUACAAAAUGAAUUCUUCAUAUGCUUACCGAAGCCCUGUUUUUCGCCGAUCAAUUUCAUGCGACAGUUCAGUAGAAACAGUCAACAUAGAGGACGACACCGCCUCUCAAGGCAGACGAGAACAAAGGAGGGAAAAUAGGCAAUUCUAUCAACGUUGCUCUCUUAAAGUGACUUGUGGGGUGACUAAUGGCGUAUGGUUGGUCUUGUGCACAGUCUUGAGUGUCGUUGUAUAUAAACAACAUUGUUCGAAUCAACCCGCAGCUGCUCCGUCCAACACUUCGGCUUUGGCCGCCGGUAACAGUACAUUAACUGGACCCGAUACGCAGGAAAAAAUCGAAUACAGCAUCAACGUUAAGAGAAGUUCGUGUCAAGGAGUAUACUGCAGGCAGUGCAACUUGACUAUAAAUGCCUCUGUUAAACCAGUAAAACAUCAUGAAGGUAAUGAUUGCCAGCGCUAUUAUUCCCAUACAGGUUAUCGCGACUGUGCCGCUAAUUCUAGCUUUGGUUGCAUCGGCAAGUGUAUGGACUGCAACGGCACGUGUAGGAACUACAGCAGCAUGGUUCAAUAUCUGGGCAAACAAUCGCCUUGCACAGAGGAUAUAGAAACAAUUAAGUGUUGCACGUUGCUGCAUAUGCUUCCGGAUAAUUACUGUCGCAACGGCGGGAACUUAUCUUGCGAAGGUGAUAUGAACAAACCAAAAUGCACGUGUCCGGUGGGAUGGACCGGAGACAUUUGUGAGACUCGAAUGAAUGAGACUGUGACCUGUAAAUGCUUCAAGACCGAAAUCACGUGGAACUCUUUCUGUGGCGAAAAUGAUAUGUACAACUGUACCGACGACGACAGGCCGGAAAACUGGACAGAGUGCCGACAUACCAUUGAGAGGGUGACGUUCAGUCGAUGUGUUUGUGAAAAGUCUGAAGUACACCACUCUACGACAUCCUUACAGGAAUGUGACAAGGAGGAGAUUUCUGUCCUGAACCAAGAGGCUUUAAUCCAAUCAAAAAUUACAUCUUUCACUCCUUCUUUGUCUUCAAAUGGAGCUGCAAUGGUCUCGAGGAGUGCAGCCAUCACAUUAACCUUUCCAUUAAUACUAAUAUACAGUAUACUGUUUCAAGCCAACCAUUAUAUCUGAAAACGGCAUGUUACCACAGAGGGCUGGAACGGUGUGGGGAUAGAACUUUUUUGAAUUUGAAUUUGAAGAACUUGAACACUCAAAAAUUGACAUUUUUGAUCAAUCGGUGUAGAAGUCGCAACACAGCGAACACCAACACCGUAGGAUUGUAAAAACAACUUGACAAAAUGAUGUCGCUCACCGCGUGAAUUGAAAGCAUGUAAGACAAGUGAACACGCUCUACUUGUGAUAUUGCGAAACGAUAUGUAGAAACAUCGUGCUGUGCUCGGCGUGUUUAUUUCCGCAGCAUUUUUACACAUCACAUUUCAAUUGUGGCCAGCAAAUAAGACGGUCAAGUGGUCCAUACUAUAGUGUCCGCGUCCUGUCUCUGGGGGAGCUGGUAACAGAGUUCGCAUGCGCGUAGAAUCCACGACAAGUAACUGGCGUACAUGACAAAACACCUUGUGACAUAUCAUUGUUGUUGUAGACGGAUUAAAUAUUGUGUGCAAUCUUCAGUUGCAUGACCAGCUCAAAUUGACAAUUUACAAUUUACCAUGUUUAUGUUCAGUGUACGUGCGUAAAUUUAGUAUACAUGGUCAGUUAUGUUCUGCCGUUGAUGAUGUAAAAUACUUUUAGUCAACUUACGUUGCCAGUAACAAUGAAUAUAGUAAACAAAAAGAUGAAUUCCGAUGACGUAUUGUUUGUGGUUGUGUUCAAACUUGAUUUAUGGCAUUGAUCGAAUAAUGGCAUUUAUUGCGUAGCAGUGUGGAAACAUGAUUUGCUGUAACAUUUGCAAAUAUUCGUUGAAAUUUCAUUGAGCCCAAGAUAAAGCUCGGGUUGCCAGGACGGAUGCUUAUAUGUGCGGAGACUGCUCGAUGCCUCUUCCGGUUUGCGAGAGACGAAAUACAGGGUUUUCCACCCUUCAUUAUUUGUUCAUUCAUAUUAAAGCUUUUCAUGUUAUGCUAACCACCACUAAGCCUUGUGAAAACAAUAAAACUGUGUAAUAACAUUUUCCUUACACAUGUCUGAAGACAAUCAAUAAAUUAGGCCUUGUUUUACUUCAAGCUUCUUUUUCAUAUAAGUGCGUGUAUUUGUAUCAAUUUUUACCUAUCUCCCCGUGUUUUAUAAUUACUAUAAAUAAUUGCAUGAAUAGUAUUUUCGUAUACCGGUA
This is a messenger RNA of Dreissena polymorpha, 2548 nucleotides long. Its product is annotated as neurogenic locus notch homolog protein 1-like. The coding region runs from base 274 to 1398 and encodes 374 amino acids. The transcript is spliced from 10 exons. The record is from RefSeq and is a predicted model, not a curated record. Lineage: Eukaryota; Metazoa; Mollusca; Bivalvia; Myida; Dreissenidae.